GCAGGACCCAUCACUAGUGUGAGCUGUGGCAGUAACAAUGGCUUCAGUUCAGUAUCUGAGAGAGUUUAUCAACGAGCGACUAACUGCUGCUGCUGAACAAAUAUUCUUGGAGUUUGAAAAAACGAUCGUCCAGUACGAGGAAGAGAUCGACCGUCAGCGCAGACUGCUGGAUAUCACCUGGAAACCCCAAAUCAAGCUGCACAGGACAGACGUCCCACAGCAGCCUGUCUGUGAGGAGGAGGUUCCCCCUGAGCAGCAGCUCUGGAACCAGGAGAGGAGCUCCAGUGUGGAGCAGGAGGAACCAGAACCUCCACAGAUUAAAGAGGAACAGGAGGAACUGUGCAGCAGUCAGGAGGGAGAGCAGCUGGGACUGAAGGAGGAGAUUUAUAGCUUUAUGGUGCCUUGUAUGUAUGAGGAAAGUGACGACAGUGAAUCAGAACUCCUCGGGGAGCAGCUCCUCUCUCCCAGCUUUCCUGUGGCUGAGUCUGAGGAUCAUGAAGGAAGCAAAUAUAGAGAUUUAGGAGUAACUGAGAAUGCAGAGGUGAAGCCAAAGAAGAGAAAUCACAGUGAAAAUGCAGAGGACCCUACUAUGCCAGCAAGUCAGUGUAACACUGGCACAGGUAACAAGUCUGUAUCGUGUGAUGUUUGUGGAAAAGCCUUUAAGAAAAGGUACCAAAUGAGGAUUCAUCAGAGAAUCCACACAGGUGAGAAGCCGUACCUUUGUAAAACCUGUGGGAAGGGAUUUAGUGACCCGUCAUCGGUUAAAAAGCAUAAGGCGGUCCACACAGGGGAGAAGCCAUAUUCUUGCACCACGUGUGGGAAAGGUUUUACUCAGAGUGGUAGUUUGUUGAGCCACAUGAGAACCCACACGGGGGAGAAGCCGUAUCUGUGUAACACGUGUGGGAAACGUUUCAGUCAGAAUAGCGGUUUGUGGGUCCACAUGAGAAGUCACACAGGGGAGAAACCAUAUUCCUGCAAAACGUGUGGGAAGAGUUUUAGUCAGAGCAGCAGGCUGUCCAUCCACACCAGGAUCCACACUGGUGAGAAGCCGUAUCCCUGCAAAAUGUGUGGGAAAGAUUUUCGCUCUCAGUAUCAUCUGACUGUACACAUGAGAAACCACUCGGAUAAGAAGCCUUACCCUUGUAACACGUGAUGUUUCCAGUGUCCACAGGAGAGUCUGCGUCUUUGUAGCGUAACUUCACAGGAUGAGUUGGCUGCUUCCAGCUGCUGCUCAUGUUUGCCCUUCCUGGGUUUAUGUCUCCAGCUGAAUUGAACCAGCAACCUCUCACUUGGCAAGCAGCUGUGUUACCCAUCACACUAUGAAUCCUCUUAUUUCACCGAUUAACAAUUUGUGUAUAAAAAGUGUUUGAAUCUGGGAAAAAGUCAGUUUCUGAACUGCAGGCUGAACCGAUGCUUGGCUCAUAAAGUCAGUUGGGUCUGGUUCUCUGUCUACCAGCAACUAGAUGGAUCACUGGCAGAAGCACAGGAACUAAACAGGACUGCAGCCAUAGAUCACGUGUUUUAAUGGGUAUCAAUCUGGCAGUGAUAUAAAAAGUCUGAUCAGUAGAAAUCAGUUCCUGGGUUCUGUUUUCUAUAAAAGCUGUUUUGGAGGAUUUCUUUGAGACUCUGGAAGAAAACAUGUUUGAUGACGUCUCUGCUUCAGUAGAAUCAGCAGCAACAGUGUAAAAAUGACAAAGAUGCAGCUCUGAACUUCCGCCUGCAUCACACUCGAGGUUUUCUUCUUUACCUCCAUCACUCUGUUUGCACCUGAACGUUUAAUGGAAGAUGUUUGACUGUCUGGACCACCUCAGUGAUUUUUGGAUUGAACUCAGAUGUUGAAGUUUGUGUUUCAAGCAUGCUCUGUUUUGUGUUCUCAUCUUUUUAAACAUUAAAGUCGUUAGAGCUGACACUAACAAACUGUAUGAGCUGUUUGACCUGUCGAUGUGAAAGGAUCUUUAUAAAUAAAGUUUCCUUUGUGCUU
This is a messenger RNA of Oreochromis niloticus (Nile tilapia), 1981 nucleotides long. Its product is annotated as zinc finger protein with KRAB and SCAN domains 8. Bases 38 to 1153 code for a protein of 371 amino acids. Gene Ontology annotation, molecular function: DNA-binding transcription factor activity, RNA polymerase II-specific; RNA polymerase II cis-regulatory region sequence-specific DNA binding. Gene Ontology annotation, biological process: regulation of transcription by RNA polymerase II. Lineage: Eukaryota; Metazoa; Chordata; Actinopteri; Cichliformes; Cichlidae. The transcript has 2 exons. The record is from RefSeq and is a predicted model, not a curated record.